Mus pahari (shrew mouse) is the source of this 1516-nucleotide messenger RNA. It is a transcript of the gene Atg5, whose product is annotated as autophagy related 5. Gene Ontology annotation, biological process: C-terminal protein lipidation; cellular response to nitrogen starvation; autophagy of mitochondrion. The coding region runs from base 273 to 1100 and encodes 275 amino acids. The transcript is spliced from 8 exons. Gene Ontology annotation, cellular component: phagophore assembly site membrane; cytoplasm; Atg12-Atg5-Atg16 complex. Lineage: Eukaryota; Metazoa; Chordata; Mammalia; Rodentia; Muridae. The record is from RefSeq and is a predicted model, not a curated record.
UACGGUGGGCGCUCGGCGCUGCGGUUCGCUCGGGUUCGGAGGGCGGAAGUGCCCGCCGGGCUGUUUUCUGACCCGGGCGGCGGCACUCUGUGCGGCUGCGCGCGCCCUGGGACUUCUGCUCCUGCGCCUCUGCAGGACGGUGUGAUCCCGGCAGACAGAACCCGACCGAGCGGCUUUCGCGCUGCGGGAAGCCGGAGCAGAGCCGGCGCGUCGGUUUGGCUUUGGUUGAAGGAAGAACUUAGCCUAUAUGUACUGCUUCAUCCACUGGAAGAAUGACAGAUGACAAAGAUGUGCUUCGAGAUGUGUGGUUUGGACGAAUUCCAACUUGCUUUACUCUCUAUCAGGAUGAGAUAACUGAAAGAGAAGCAGAACCAUACUAUUUGCUUUUGCCAAGAGUCAGCUAUUUGACGUUGGUAACUGACAAAGUGAAAAAGCACUUUCAGAAGGUUAUGAGACAAGAAGAUGUUAGUGAGAUAUGGUUUGAAUAUGAAGGCACACCCCUGAAAUGGCAUUAUCCAAUUGGUUUACUAUUUGAUCUUCUUGCAUCAAGUUCAGCUCUUCCUUGGAACAUCACAGUACAUUUCAAGAGUUUUCCAGAAAAGGACCUUCUACACUGUCCGUCCAAGGAUGUGGUGGAAGCUCACUUUAUGUCGUGUAUGAAAGAAGCUGAUGCUUUAAAGCACAAAAGUCAAGUGAUCAACGAAAUGCAGAAAAAAGACCACAAGCAGCUCUGGAUGGGACUGCAGAAUGACAGAUUUGACCAGUUUUGGGCCAUCAACCGGAAACUCAUGGAAUAUCCUCCAGAAGAAAAUGGAUUUCGUUAUAUCCCUUUUAGAAUAUAUCAGACCACGACUGAGAGGCCUUUCAUUCAGAAGCUGUUCCGGCCUGUUGCCGCAGAUGGACAGCUGCACACACUCGGAGAUCUCCUCAGAGAAGUCUGUCCUUCCGCAGUUGCUCCUGAAGAUGGAGAGAAGAAGAACCAAGUGGUGAUUCACGGGAUCGAGCCAAUGCUGGAGACCCCUCUGCAGUGGCUGAGCGAGCAUCUGAGCUACCCAGAUAACUUUCUUCAUAUUAGCAUUGUGCCCCCGCCAACAGACUGAGGGCAUGUCCUCCUCACUAGGUGGAACCACCUUGAGACACCGAGGCGUGACACCCUAACUUUCUUCAUAUUAGCAUUGUCCCCCAGCCAACAGAUUGAGGGCAUGUCCUCCUCGCUAGAUGGAACCACCUUGAGACAACGAGGCGUGACACCCUUGCUUCAGUCAGGUUCGGUGGAGGCGACAGAAACCUGGGCUGCUGCAAGCCAAGGAGGAGAAGAUUCCAUGAGAGAUAGGGCACCCGGGCAGGGCUGAGUGUGCACCACUGCUUUGCUGAGACCGACAGGACCACUGCAGCCUCCUCUUCUCGUGAAAUGCAAUGCAGCUGAAGCCUUUGCUCAAUGAAAAAAACAAAAACAAAAACAAAACAAAAAAAAAACAAUGGAAAUGUGCCACAGUUUGUAUUUCUGAUUAACAAA